Messenger RNA from Auxenochlorella protothecoides, 2199 nucleotides. RefSeq names its product Structural maintenance of chromosomes protein 2-1. Lineage: Eukaryota; Viridiplantae; Chlorophyta; Trebouxiophyceae; Chlorellales; Chlorellaceae. The coding region runs from base 1 to 2199 and encodes 732 amino acids. The transcript has 11 exons. The record is from RefSeq and is a predicted model, not a curated record. Gene Ontology annotation, molecular function: ATP hydrolysis activity; ATP binding.
AUGCACAUCAAGGAAAUCACCGUGGAUGGCUUCAAGUCCUAUGCCCAGCGCGUGGUCAUUCCAGGAUUCGAUCCCCAGUUCAACGCCAUCACGGGCCUGAAUGGGAGCGGGAAGAGCAACAUCCUGGACUCCAUUUGCUUCGUUCGGGCCUCCAACCUGACAGACCUGGUGUACAAGCAAGGCCUGGCAGGGGUCACCAAGGCCACAGUGUCAAUCGUGUUUGACAAUGCUGCCAAGGAUCGCAGCCCGGUGGGGUACGACCACCUGGACGAGAUCACGGUGACCCGCCAGCUGGUUAUCGGCGGCCGCAGCAAGUAUCUCAUCAACGGCAGAGUGGCGGAGCCAUCGCGCGUCCAGAACCUGUUCCACUCGGUGCAGCUGAAUGUGAACAACCCGCACUUCCUGAUCAUGCAGGGCCGCAUCACCAAGGUCCUGAACAUGAAGCCGCCCGAGAUCCUGGGGCUGAUCGAGGAGGCGGCGGGGACGAAGAUGUAUGAGGGCAAGAAGCAGGCGGCGCUGCGCACCCUGGACAAGAAGCAGGUGAAGCUGGAGGAGAUCAACCGGGUGCUGACGGAGGACAUCAUGCCCGCGCUGAACAAGCUGAGGGGGGAGAAGGCCGCCUACAUGGAGUGGCAGCACGCCUCCUCCAGCCUGGAGCGCCUGCGCCACUUCUGUGUCGCUCACCGCUAUGUCGAGGCCGAGAGGUGGGCCGGCCGUCCCUUGGGAGGGGGGGCCGACAUCGACGCCCUGAUCGCCGACAUGAAGGAGCUGGAGGCCAAGGGGGCGGCCCUGCAGCAGGCACUCAAGGAUCGCGACGAUGACAUCGCCGGCCUGCAGACCGAGAAGGACCUGCAGAGCUCGGGGGAGAAGCGGGGCCAGGCCGACAUCGACGCCCUGAUCGCCGACAUGAAGGAGCUGGAGGCCAAGGGGGCGGCCCUGCAGCAGGCACUCAAGGAUCGCGACGAUGACAUCGCCGGCCUGCAGACCGAGAAGGACCUGCAGAGCUCGGGGGAGGUCCGGGAGCUGACGGCGGCGUUGGACGCCCUGUCCAAGAGGCUCGUCACGGAGACGUCCACCUGGAAGCAUGCCAAAGAGAGCCUGGCGCAGGAGCAGGGGGAGCUGGCGCGCCUGGAGGCCGCCCUGGCCGACCUGGGGGAGGCGGAGCUGGCCGCCAGGCUGGAGGCCGCGCAGGUGGACGCGGCCGCCGCAGACGCCACGCUGGCAAAUCCCCAAACUUUCUUUCAACUGCGCUCCUUGUAUUCAGAGAUCGCGGCGGCGAAGAAGGCGCGUGUCCUGGUGGAGGAGGAGAUUGCGGAGCUAUCCACGAAGAUGCGCAAGCUCCUGGCACGAAUUGAUGCCGACAAGAAGCGGAUGGGGGAGAGUGGCGACCUGCAGCAGCGGCUGGAGAAGGAGUACCCCUGGAUCCCCUCGGAGCGAGAGCACUUUGGGCGGCCGGGCACCGACUAUGACUUUGCGGCCCGCGACCCGGAGGAGGCGUACGCGGAGUACGAGGCGGCAUGCAAGACCCUGGAGAGCAUGAACAAGCGGGUGAACAAGAAGGUGAUGGCCAUGUUUGACAAGGCGGAGGCCGAGUACGGGGAGCUGAAGCGCAAGCGGGACGUGGUGGAGGGCGACAAGCGCAAGAUCCAGGAAGUCAUGGAGGAGCUGGAUGAGAAGAAGCGGGCGGCGCUGGAGACGACGUGGCACAAGGUCAAUGGCGACUUUGGGGCCAUCUUCAGCACCCUGCUGCCGGGGACGAGCGCCAAGCUGGAGCCGCCCGAGGGCGAGACCUUCCUGCAGGGCUUGGAGGUCCGGGUGGCGUUUGGUGGCGUGUGGAAGGAGUCCCUCAGCGAGCUCUCGGGUGGGCAGAAGUCCCUGCUGGCCCUCUCCCUCAUCCUGGCCAUGCUCCUCUUCAAGCCCGCCCCCAUCUACAUCCUGGACGAGGUGGAUGCCGCGCUGGACCUGAGCCACACCCAGAACAUCGGGCGCAUGAUCAAGACCCACUUCCCUCAGUCCCAGUUCAUUGUCGUGUCGCUGAAGGAGGGCAUGUUCAACAACGCCAACGUCCUCUUCCGCACCAAGUUUGUGGACGGCGUGUCCAACGUCUCCCGCACCGUGAACAAGCCCACGGAGGCCAGGCGCGUGGAGGACAGGGCGGCCAGCCAGCGGGCCCCACUCAGGGAAAACAUGCGUGUCUGA